AGCUACACCGUAGAAGACGCUUGAAAGAAAGGGCAUUGCCAUAGGGAAAUCGGUCUUCGGUCAAGGAGCAUUUGCUUUGUCAAGCUGUUCUGAUGAAUCCUGUGGAAAAUCAACUUUGGAGCCAACCACAUUAGCAAGGAGGGUUGAAUAAUGGAACUGGGGAAAGCGAAGUUGCUGAGAACAGGCCUUAAUGCUUUGCACCAGGCCAUACACCCUGCACAUGGGAUUGCGUGGACAGAUGGCAAGCAGGUGGCACUGACUGCCCUGCACUUUCACAACAAAGAAUUGCGGUUUGGCGACUCAACUGUUAUUGGUCAGUUUGAACACGUCCAUGGACUUUACUGGAGCCCAUGUUACUCGGCUGACACACCAGCUCUGCUAGCUGUUCAGCAUAAGAAGCAUGUCAGCGUUUGGCAACUGAGCCACAUUGCCUCGGAAAAGAAUAAGCUCCUGGUUUCUCAGACCUGUGAAAUUGGCGAGCCAUUCCAGUUGCUUCCUCAGGGAUGUGUGUGGCACCCAAAGAGGGAUGUUUUGUCUGUACUUACCAAAAGGGAUGCUUCUGUUUUAUAUGCCGUUCGUUCAGACAACUCCAGGAUUAAAGCAGAUAUCAAAAGCAGUGGUCUCAUCCACUGUGCUUGCUGGACUAAGGAUGGCCAUCGCUUAGUCGUUGCUAUAGGCAGCGCUCUUCACUCCUAUAUAUGGGACGAUGCCCAGAAAACAUUAAACGCUUGUUCCUUUUGUCCAAUAUUUGAUGUUGGAAGCUACAUUUGUGCUAUUGAAGCCACUUUGGAUUUUCAAAUUGCUGUGGCUACCGAACUCCCCCUUGAUAAGAUUUGUGGUUUAAAUGCAGGCAUUACAUUUGAAUUGCCUGUAGGAACGGAAACGGGUUCUUUAACUUCGCAGUCUACACUGGUGCUUGGGGAUGAGGAAUACUCUAUGGAUCUGCGAAGAAAGUCUAUAGAUUCAGACAAAUCAAUAGCUGUUGAUUCGGUAGCUUCAUCUUCCUCGGGCCCAGUUGAUUUAACCCACAUCCUUUCAAAUCACCGGAGAUCUGAUCCCAGUCCUCUCAUUCCUUUGAGAAGGAAGGAUUACCCUUCAGGAACUGGCCAAGAUUCGUCACACUUGAUCUUAGUGACUUUUGAAGGAAAGGUAACCACAACCAGGAAAGUCAGCAUUCCAGGAAUUUUGGUCCCUGAUAUUAUUGCUUUUGACCUUAGAGCUCAGAUUGUGGCAGUAGCUUCUAACACUUGUAACAUUGUUUUGGUUUACUCAGUCACCUCAUCCUGCAUGCCCAACAUUCAGCAAAUCCAACUAGAGAAAAGCGAACGACCCAAGGGUCUGUCCUUUUUGACAGAGAAACUCUUACUAGUUCUGAUAGGGAAGCAGAAGUUCACUGAUCCCUCACUUAUCCCAUCAUCUAAUUCUGAUAGAUAUAUCAUCCGACUGAUGAUCAAAGAAUUAAUAUUUGAGGAAGAGCCAUCAGCAAAAUCUGAUACCGCCCACAGUCUGCCAUUCAGUUUUGAGUCCUCUGUGAAUAUUCCUGGGAAAAGAAAGUAUUUUGAGAAUCUUGCUGCAGAGGAUCACAUUGUAGGGCGGGAGCUCUUAAUCCCAGGCAGCACGAUUAUUCAGUCACCUAGUGGCAGGAGACGAAUGCUGGAAGAAGUGAAGAGUCCUAGUUAUGAGCAAAGUUCAUCAUCUAGUGUGAGCGAUUUUGAUGAGAAAAGAGUCUUAGGUGACCCAUCCAUUGCACUGGAAACUUUGGAUGCGGAACCAAUUAAUCGGUCAGUAGCCCUAUUUGGUCUUGGAACGCCUACCAAGUUUUCCAAUAGAUCAGUUUCUUCUAAAGUGAUGCAAGAAACUUUGAAUUCUCCUAAAAACAGCAGCCUGGCUAAUGAAAAAGGAGCCAGUCAAAUAUCCAGGAAUCUGGAAAAAUUGUGUGGCAGCUUCAAUGACUUACAGUUGAGACUUCUGGAACUAGUAGAUUUCACAAAAAAUGGAAAGAGACUAUCUGUAGCUUACCCAUCUUCUCAAGAACCACCUUUUGUUCACAUCACCUACCAGAAGCAUUUUUCAAAUGGAGCUAUAGCUGAAGAAACAAGAACUGUUCUCCUGUGUGAUGGCAAGGUUCAUCUGAAUUUAGUCCAACGACUUUUUGAUCUGCCUAUUGUUGAAAUGAAACACGGUUCUUCUUGGAUUGUUCUUACUGCAGAUGGUGAAGGUUUUAUACCAUUAACAUUUAAGGCAAAGCAAGAGAUCAUCAUAAGGGAGGGGUGUGAUAGUUUGGAAGCCUGUGGAAGUCACUCCUUCAAAAGAAACAUCUCUUCGCAACCACCGAGCAGCGUGACAUAAUGAGGCAAACCAAAAAAAGAUGUUGUUCAACAUAAAUAACUGCAUGAGUAGAAAAUGCUCAGCAGGAUUUUUGACUGCAUUUUAAACUAUAACUCAUGUGGCUUGUGUUCCAUGGUAGCUAGUCCUCCUCACAGUAAUCUGCUGGAUCAGAUCUAGUAUGUCAUGUCUGUAUCCACUGAGGUUACAGACUGAGAUUCCUGGCACUGAAAAGGAGAAUACUGAACUAAAAGUACAGUAAUGUCAUGAC
Lacerta agilis (Sand lizard) is the source of this 2596-nucleotide messenger RNA. RefSeq names its product WD repeat and coiled-coil-containing protein-like. The coding region runs from base 151 to 2349 and encodes 732 amino acids. NCBI's taxonomy places the organism in Eukaryota, Metazoa, Chordata, Lepidosauria, Squamata, Lacertidae. The record is from RefSeq and is a predicted model, not a curated record. Gene Ontology annotation, molecular function: kinase binding. The transcript is spliced from 3 exons.